This is a messenger RNA of Hemiscyllium ocellatum (epaulette shark), 2503 nucleotides long. Its product is annotated as zinc finger protein PLAG1-like. Lineage: Eukaryota; Metazoa; Chordata; Chondrichthyes; Orectolobiformes; Hemiscylliidae. The record is from RefSeq and is a predicted model, not a curated record. Bases 48 to 2342 code for a protein of 764 amino acids. Gene Ontology annotation, cellular component: nucleus. Gene Ontology annotation, molecular function: protein binding. The transcript has 8 exons.
GGGGAGCAGUGCGGAGCAGAGAGAGAGGCCAUUCGGAGGAGGUGUGAAUGAGGGGCGGGGAGGGGAGGGGGGCGAUGCGGAUAUCCUCCUCGAACAUGUCCUCCGAUGAGCUCUGGUGCGUGGACUGUGGGAAAUGCCUGCCAGGAGAGUGUAGGAUACAUGGACCGUUGAUCAAGGUGAAGGACAGGAGCAUUCCUAGCCGUGCCAGGCUGAGUCUUCCACAUUACCUUGCCCUCCGAGUAUUGGAGAUGCCAGCUGUCAACAAACACAUCCUUGGUGUAUUUGCCAAGAAGAUGAUCCAGAAGAGGACACAGUUUGGACCCUACGUAGGCCAGCUCUCAACCAGUCUCACUAACAAUGACGACAACAGGCUUGUGUUACAGGUUUUAAAGGAUGGUGUGAAAUAUUUCCUGAACACGCCAGAUGAAGAGGCUGGUAACUGGAUGAUGUUUGUCCGUCCUGCGAGGAAUCUGGAGGAGCAAACCCUCGUAGCGUAUCAGCACCAGGGAGAAGUGUACUUCACCACUGUAAAGAAUAUCCAACCCCAGAUGGAGCUGAAAGUCUGGUAUGCGGCAGAUUACGCCAAAUUCAUGGAAGCUCCUUUAGUGGUAAUCAAACAGGAGCCUGGGCUCUCCACAUCUCCAGCUGCAAUGGAGACUGCCAGCCGGUGGAAAUGCUCCAGCUGCUGCCACGUGUUCAGCACCUUCAGUUUGCUGGAGUCCCAUCCCUGCAGUGACUCAGGCCAAGGGAGCGUACGGGGACUGGCUGUCACCGGGUGCUUGGGGUCAGAUCAUAUGCCCAUUUGCUGGAAGGCAGACAGUCCUGCUCCUGAUGGUCAGGCCAAGUGGCCACCAGCUCUGAAUGUGCUGCCGCGAGACGGACAGAUGGACACAGGCAAGGAGGGAAAAGUGAUGAAAGUGCAGAAGAGUGUCCCGUGCCCACUGUGUAAGAAGGUCUUCCUCAGUGCUGACAAGCUGACCACUCACUCCUGUACACACAGCGGAGAACGGCCACAUGUCUGCUCACACCAUGACUGCGCCAAAGCUUUCAUCUCCAAAUACAAACUGAUCAGACACAUGGCCACUCACUGCCCUCAGAAGCCUCACCGAUGUUCACACUGUGAGAAGAUGUUCCAUCGGAAGGACCACCUCAAGAACCAUCUUCAGACCCACAACCCCAACAAGACUCUCUUCAGGUGUGGCGAGUGCGGCAAGAGGUACAACACCAAGCUGGGCUACAGACGGCACCUGGCGUGGCACACAGCCACCAGCGGUGACCUGACGUGUGGGGUGUGCACCCGCGAGUUUGGGCAGUUGGACCAGCUCCUGGAGCACCUGAAGGGCCACGCGGGCCGGCUGGCCAGCAGCGCCCGGGAGAAACGUCACGCCUGCGAUCGCUGUGAGCGCCGUUUCUACACCCGCAAGGACGUCAGGCGGCACACGGUGGUCCACACGGGGCGCAAGGACUUCCUCUGCCAGUUCUGUUCGCAGCGCUUUGGCCGGAAGGACCACUUGACGCGGCACACCAAGAAGAGCCACGCCCAGGAGCUGCUGAAGGGGCGGUCAGAGGCUGACAGGGUGGUGGUGCCCAUGAGUGGUGCCUUCCCCACCUCCCUGAAGGAGGAGAUGGCUGGUGCCUGGCCUGAUCCUCCCGAUGAGCUGGAGCAGAAGGGCAAUGCUAACAUGAGCACUGAACUCUACACCUAUCCUUCACCAUUCAGGCAGCACACAAGAAAGACUCGCCACGUGGUGCCCGGCUCAUUGGGGACAAGGUGGACUAUCAUGGAGAUGCCAUCUCCAAUACUUUCUCCUCCAAUGCCACCCCCUCCAAGCCAUUGUAUGCAUCCCCCCCGAUACCAGCUCAACAGUUCCUCCUAUAGCCCCAUGCAUGGCAAAGACCAGUCUACAAAGAUUGGCACAAGGAGCUACAAUGUGAGUUUACCUGGAGAUAUACCCGGGUUCGAAUCCCAAUCAGUGCCAGAUAAGGAAAGCUCGGACAUUGGUUUUGAAACUUUAACCGUCUCCCUGAACACCACGGACUGUGUCAGCACCAUGCAUAAAGAUAUCAAGCCCCUGAACAUGAAUUCCAUGGACAUCUCCUGUUUGCUUGGACUCCCACCUCCUGGUGCCAGCGACCAGCGUCAAGGUGGCGAUGCAGCACUGUCAUAUGGGCAAGGAGAGACUGGGCAGAGGGCCGGUCCCCUCCGUGAGCAGCAGCCGCAGCAGGAAGGGGGUGCUCUGGCCACUGGUUUGAAUUUGACCCAACUUCAACAAGUCUCGCCAGCCUUCCCCUCCUUGCUCACACCAACACCUCUGCCUCGCUUUCACCAAGUCUUUCAAUAACCCGCUGCUGCCCUACAUUCUGUUGAGGAGCCACAGGUGACAGGACAUUCAGAAGCAGAUUGGAUAGACUCAAGUUGCCUACAUUGAAUUUUGACACUUUUAAAAAGAAAUUUUAUAUAUAUUGAUGUAAAUACAUUGUUUUCUACCAUUGUUAGGCUAUU